This is a messenger RNA of Polyodon spathula (Mississippi paddlefish), 2514 nucleotides long. RefSeq names its product Myb/SANT-like DNA-binding domain containing 1 (gene msantd1). Gene Ontology annotation, biological process: positive regulation of DNA-templated transcription. Bases 334 to 1113 code for a protein of 259 amino acids. Gene Ontology annotation, cellular component: nuclear body. The transcript has 3 exons. The record is from RefSeq and is a predicted model, not a curated record. Lineage: Eukaryota; Metazoa; Chordata; Actinopteri; Acipenseriformes; Polyodontidae.
UCUGGCCUACUUUAUUGGCUUUCAGCUAAAAGCUUUUUGUUGCAGUGGAGAGCUGUUAGACUGUUACCAAGGAAACUUGACAUCAUAGUGACGAACUUCCCCACUUAAAAGCUUUUAACCGGAUCUCUGAACCACAGAGCUAGGCCCCAACUCCAGGCCUCUUAACUAAAACUGUCUGGGAAAGACUUUGGAGCUGUAGUGUUAUAACAAAGCCCUGCUGUCUGGAAGUCUUGGAGGCCUGCUCUUUGUGCAGGUCUUAAAAAAAAAAAAAAUGCAGUAGCUUAUUUUUUGUUUGCGUGUAGAUUUAUCUUGAAAGAUUUUGCUUUCUGUAAAAUGGCUGAUGAAGCUAAUUUCUGUUAUGAAAUUUUACCUCAGAAUGAAAAACACAGAAGGGCCAGGAACUGGACAGAUGCUGAAAUGAGGGGUUUGGUGUAUGUCUGGGACGAAUUUGUUACUGAACUGAAAAAAGCAAAAAGAAAUGCUAAAAUAUAUGAAAAAAUGUCUAAAAGAUUUUUUGAACUUACUGGUGAACACCGUCACAGAGAGGAAAUUAAGAUGAAAAUUACCAACAUGACCUUCCAGUACAGGAAAAUGAAAUGCACAAGUGAUGGAAAGUCGACUCCUUCUGAUUGGCCAUAUUUCAACUCCAUUGAUAAUAUACUUGCCAAGGGUUCAGAUCCCACCAACAUGAACAAGUAUGAUAUAGUGCACUGUGGACCUUCAGCCUCCCAUACAGAUGCAUCCCCAUCACUGCCUACCAAUUCUCCGCCGCCCCACUUGCCUGAAUACACAGGGUCCUCUGAAGAAAUAGAAAAAUACGAUGAGGAAGUGGGUUCACAGAGUUCAAUCAGCGCUGUGUCUCUGGAGACAAGAUCAGGUCCACUCAAACGAAGGAAAAGGGUCUCCUCCAAUCUGAAAAAAAAGAAGCUGAAGGUGAUGGAAGCCAUGCUGGUUGAGCAGAAGAAGAUGAGCAGGGCUGUGGAGGAGACCUGCAGAGAGGUGCGCAGAGUCAUGCACCAGCAGAACUUCCUCCAAGUACAGAGUCUGCAGCUCCAAGAGCGCAUGAUGAACCUGCUAGAGAAAAUGAUCUCCCCGACUACUCCCCAGAGCUAGCCUCCAACCUCAUUGUCAAACAGAUUUAAUCAAGUGGACACAUCUGCAUCGAUUGUGAGGACUACUUCACUAUGCUCACAGAAUCCAUGUUUGUGGAAGUUUCUCAUUUGUUAGAAAUGACAGAUUCAAUUUUAUCACCAAGAUCUUUGGAAAAAGGGCUGUGAUGAUAAAGGUGUUUUUAAUGCUGUACUGGUUUGAAAUGUGUAAUGCUUUUGUUGGCAAGUUGUGACAUGGCUGAAAGCUAUUGCAGAAGCAGACAAUAAAAUAAUUGAUAUUUCCCCAGUAUGAUGACUUUCUGAGGACCUAGUAUUGCUGUGGAUUCCUGUGUUCCCACUCAUGGGCUCCUGAUCCACAGUCAGCAAGUUGCUGAGCAUUCCUGCGAGACUUUGAGCAUACCCUAGGUUUGUCUACUUGGUAUAACAAGUAUAGUAAGCAUGAAGAAAUGACAGGGCCAUCCUUAUCAAAUUGUUGGUUUGCUGUAACCCGAUUUCUAAAGUUGAGUAGGAAGGCUGGAGAGUCAACUGUUUUGCUGUAAUAAAAAUAUGAUAAACGAGUGCAGAGAAGAAAUCUUUGGGUAGGGAUUAAAAGGAUGGGUAGGGUUACAGCAAACCAGCAUUUAAGUUUAAACAUAAGAAUCAGCUGAUUUAAAAGCAAGUUUACAAUAUAACUUGGUUUCACCUAAUUUGUUAGUCAUUGUGUUUAGUUCUUGUUGUAAAUAACAUAAAGACUAAUGUGAAAAUAAUAAUAAAAUAAUAACAAGCCUACCCCCUAUACUGUAAGUAAAUCACGCAAUCCUUCAGUCACUGGCCUCUUCUUAAUAAUGCAAUCAAUCAGACUACAUAGGUUAGAAAUUUGUUAUCAUGCUGCUUUGGAACGCUACAAAUAUUUUAUUUUUGACAUGAAAAACAAUGGUUUAUAGGCCUAGUAUAUAUAGUAGGCCAUUCUGCUGUUUAUUGAGGAUCAUAGGACUAUGUUUUAUUGACUUAUUGCCUAAAAAAAGCCCAAAAAAAGAAGCUAUUUCAGAAUGCCAAAGUAUUUUAAAAGAUGCAACUUCUUUUGAUUCUCAUUGUUCUGGAAAUGAAAAUAAUCCUGCCUCUGUGAGCAUAUUAGCAGUUCUACGUUUGAUACUUUGUCUUUUAAAUGUGUGUUAGUUACCAAUCCCUGCUAGACAUCUACAUAUAAAAAAUUAUGCAGUAUAUAUUUUUUAGUACAUGAAAACCUGUGCUGUGACUGACCUCUUUCCACCGUGAUUGUAUUGCAUUUAUCGCCAGCCAGAUUAACACCCCUUUUUACAUCAUUAAAAUAGACCGCUGUUACUUAAAGGACUGUGUUUAUCUAAUCUGUCAGUAAAUUCAUAAGAUAUGUGUGUGUGUGUGUGUGUGUGUCUAUAUAUAUACAGUA